GAACGGUCGAUUCCAGCGGGUAUAAAUUGCGCGGAGUAGGCGCCGCCCGGCCAACAGUCGCUGCUCGCCGAUCCGACGUUGCACGUCGUAUAGUUGUUAGCAAAAGCUCCAUUACUUGCUUUCGCCAACUAUCGAUCGCCCCGUGGUGGCUAUUUCCUAGCUCCGUUUUAUAAGAGGACCACGAACGACCCGUAAUACAAAAUGCGUGAGUGCAUCUCAAUCCACGUUGGACAGGCCGGUGUACAGAUCGGUAAUGCCUGCUGGGAGUUGUAUUGCCUGGAACAUGGCAUCCAACCGGACGGUCAGAUGCCGUCCGACAAGACUAUUGGAGGUGGAGACGACAGUUUCAAUACCUUCUUCAGCGAGACUGGUGCUGGCAAGCACGUACCCAGAGCUGUCUUUAUCGAUUUGGAACCUACUGUAGUCGAUGAGGUUCGCACUGGAACUUACCGUCAGCUCUUCCAUCCGGAACAAUUGAUCACUGGCAAAGAGGAUGCUGCAAACAACUAUGCUCGUGGUCACUACACGAUCGGUAAGGAGAUCGUUGAUCUCGUGCUGGACCGUAUUCGCAAGCUCGCGGACCAAUGCACUGGCCUACAGGGAUUCCUCAUCUUCCACUCGUUCGGCGGUGGCACCGGUUCAGGAUUUACGUCCCUCUUGAUGGAGCGUUUAUCAGUCGACUAUGGCAAAAAGUCGAAACUCGAAUUCGCCAUUUAUCCCGCUCCACAGGUCUCCACCGCCGUGGUCGAGCCGUACAACUCCAUCCUGACAACGCACACCACGCUUGAGCAUUCCGAUUGUGCAUUUAUGGUCGACAAUGAGGCUAUCUACGACAUUUGUCGUCGCAACUUGGACAUCGAGAGGCCAACCUAUACGAAUCUGAAUCGCCUGAUCGGUCAGAUCGUAUCGUCGAUCACAGCAUCUCUGCGAUUCGAUGGUGCUCUGAACGUCGAUCUGACGGAAUUCCAGACCAACUUGGUGCCCUACCCAAGAAUCCACUUCCCCCUGGUAACAUACGCGCCUGUUAUCUCGGCUGAGAAGGCUUAUCACGAGCAGCUUUCCGUCUCUGAGAUUACAAACGCUUGCUUCGAACCGGCUAAUCAGAUGGUCAAGUGCGACCCGCGUCAUGGCAAGUAUAUGGCGUGCUGCAUGCUCUACCGUGGAGACGUUGUACCCAAAGACGUCAACGCGGCCAUUGCUACCAUCAAGACUAAGCGCACCAUUCAGUUCGUCGAUUGGUGUCCCACCGGUUUCAAAGUCGGCAUCAAUUAUCAGCCACCGACUGUCGUACCUGGCGGUGACCUCGCCAAGGUCCAGCGCGCCGUCUGCAUGCUUUCGAACACCACUGCCAUCGCGGAGGCCUGGGCCCGACUAGAUCAUAAGUUUGAUCUGAUGUACGCUAAGCGUGCAUUCGUUCACUGGUACGUCGGCGAGGGUAUGGAAGAAGGAGAGUUCUCCGAGGCGCGUGAAGAUCUUGCCGCACUCGAAAAGGAUUACGAGGAGGUCGGAAUGGAUUCCGCAGAAGGCGAGGGCGAAGAGGGCGCCGAGGAGUACUAAGAUACAAAUAUUACUUGCCCUUCUGUCACACGGCUUUGAAAUAUCUUCAUGUGUUUUGAAAUAAAAUAACUGAAUCCCAUUUGCAACACAAA
Molecule: messenger RNA, 1649 nt
Organism: Solenopsis invicta (red fire ant)
Lineage: Eukaryota; Metazoa; Arthropoda; Insecta; Hymenoptera; Formicidae
Product: tubulin alpha-1 chain
Exons: 3
Coding region: 202-1557 (451 amino acids)
Biological process (GO): mitotic cell cycle; microtubule cytoskeleton organization
Cellular component (GO): microtubule; cytoplasm
Molecular function (GO): structural constituent of cytoskeleton; GTP binding
Source: RefSeq, a predicted model, not a curated record